Messenger RNA from Ostertagia ostertagi, 414 nucleotides. NCBI's taxonomy places the organism in Eukaryota, Metazoa, Nematoda, Chromadorea, Rhabditida, Trichostrongylidae. The record is from the annotation of a GenBank genome assembly.
AUGUCUCUUGCUGAACAAAAUCUCGGAGCGUGUUUGGGUAGUAAGCGGAACGUGACCGUCAUGGAUGGUGAAGUGGAUACUUUGUAUCAGCUCACAAAGCAUUGCAUACUACCAAUACCAUGCAUAGUACCGCGUAGGUCUUAUCGCGAUUUCCACGCGGAUUUAUUCCCGGAUACUCGAGGUCCUAAAGCUGGCUGCACAUCUGCCGAGUGGCUGGCUGGCUCCAAUGCACUCCCUGAAAAGGUGUCGCUUGCCCCGAAUGGGACCAGUGGUCUACCACACGUGUUGAAUCAGACACCAUCUCCUCUUUCACCACCAGCUGCUUCACCUACUAUCAAAGAGACUCCGAAACCUGUAGUGCAACCUGUUAUAUUGCCUAAUACUGAACGCCCACGUGCCCAAACGCAGCCUUCA